Molecule: messenger RNA, 2670 nt
Organism: Plectropomus leopardus (leopard coralgrouper)
Lineage: Eukaryota; Metazoa; Chordata; Actinopteri; Perciformes; Serranidae
Product: hydroxylysine kinase-like
Molecular function (GO): amino acid kinase activity
Source: RefSeq, a predicted model, not a curated record
UCAAGGAGGUAAUGUGCAGGAGCGGCGGAGCACAGCGAGAGGGUAAACUGUUAAACGGAGCCAAUUACAAGCAAGGGACAGACCACGUAACCCGUUAUAUUCACCUGGCUUUUCCACAGUUUGAGCCUGUUUUCACUCAGGAAUAAUGUCAAUGAAACAUGCCCAGCCCAACUUCAGCCAGCCUCAGGUGAUUGAGAUGGUGAAAAGACUCUUCAAUCUGACGGCAUCAGAAAUCCGCUCUCUGCCGAGCUACGAUGACCAGAACUUCUAUGUGGCGCCCAUCGAGGGCGGCGAGUACGUCCUAAAGAUAAUGAACUCGGAAGACAGUGAGAACGUCGCCCUGAUUGAGAUGCAGACGUAUGCUAUGUCCGUCCUCCAUGAAAAUGGACUUCCUGCCCAAACAGCCCUGCCCACCACCUCAGGACAGCUCAUGAGCCUGGAAGAAAUAGAUUGUGGCUAUGGCUGUCAGAAGUACCUGGUGCGGCUGUUGACUUAUUUACCUGGAACCACCAUUUCCAAGGUCCCUUUAACACCUCAGUUACUGUUUGAAAUUGGCAAGACAGCAGCCAGAAUGGAUAAAGUCCUGCAUCAGUGGGAGCAUCCUCAUCUUGGUGUGCUGCAGAGAGAGAAUUUCAGAUGGAGCCUGUCAAGUAUUCCCCACCUGGAUGCAUACAUUCAUUUAUUUGAUGGAGAUCCUCUUCAGGAGGUUGUGAAGUCUGUCAUUCAUCAGUAUAAGACCUCUGUGGUCCCUAAAUGCUCCAGUUUCCGCGAGUGCAUUAACCAUGGUGACUUCAAUGACCUCAAUGUGCUUGUGCAGCCUGAGGGUGACGGCCACAAGAUUUCUGGCAUCCUUGACUUUGGGGACAUGAACAGUGGCUACUACAUCUAUGAGCUAGCCAUCACUAUCAUGUACAUGAUGAUAGAGCACCCCAAACCGAUUGAGGUGGGUGGACCUGUCCUCGCAGGCUGGGAAAGUGUCCUUCCCCUCAACAAGGCAGAGAAAGAUUGUCUCUAUGUCCUGGUGCUGUCCCGCUUCUGCCAGUCGUUGGUUUUAGCUCGUCACUCUGUGACCUUGCAUCCAGAAAAUGAAGAGUAUCUGAUGACUACAUCCAGGAAGGGCGUCCAUAUUCUCCAGCAAAUCUGGGAGCUCGGACAGGAGCAGGUGGAGAAGGUGUGGUUUCAGAGUGCCGCUAAAUUUGGUGACAAGAAGUGAGAAAUACAUAGCCCUACACACCUUCAGUGCACAAUAGGAUGAUUCCACUGAGCUAUUUGUCUCAAUCAUGUGCAAUUUUAAGCUCACCAGUUAAAAGCAAUAGAUUUUUUUUUUUGUAGCGUAAGUAUCACAUUUACUCUUGUGAUUCAGACAUAUUGUUGUGGAAAUAAAACAGUGUGUCUGGAUCAGAGAUGGGUAAGGUAGCAAAUGUAAAAGGAGCAAUACUAACAAUAGAUCAUGUACUUUAAAGCAAAAUGUCUAGGAGAAAAAAUGCAUUUAGAAAGCAUUAAGGGGACAUGUUUAAUAAGUGCCUAAAGUCAUGAGGGUUUACACACUCCAGAGGAUGUGUACCUUGAUGUUCCUCUGUGUCAUAACGGGCCACUUGGUUGGACAUUGGAUUCAUUUUCUAACAUGUUUGACAAAUACAUUUAGUAAACUUUCUUUAGUAAAGAAAGUUUACUAAAAGCACAUCAACCUAAUUGUCUUAAGCCAUGCAUAACACUUACAAAAACACAUUUUGGUGCUGACGAUUUACUGUAGAGUUGACUGUAUUUACUAUGUUUAUUGUCAGAUGUUUUGUAUGAGUUUCUGAAUUCUCUAUAACGUAUUGUGUGCUCAAAAGUCCUCAAAAAAUAGGUUCCAUGGCAGUCACAUUAACAUUUCCUUCUUUUCACAAUAUGGCAUCAUAUUACAGUGGGGAAUCUACAUCAACUUUCAGAAUGUGUUUUAUACUUUAACUGGGUCCAAAUGUUAACAGUUAGAUACUUUUAUACUGCUCCAAUGAUUUCAAUAAAUAAAAGAACAACUCCUCAAGGAGUCCUUUAUAUUUUUCACAUGUACAUAUAUAGAUAUAGAUAUGGAUAUACUUAGUUUGUCUUAAAAUGUGUAUGAGUAGGGUGGUGAGAAUCAUUUGUAGUACAACUGCAUUUAUAGUGUUUUUUUUUUUUUAACUCAAAGGCGUGUCUUACAAAUAGAAAAGGGAUUAAACAAUAGAAGUAGAGCGACAGUACACACUAAAAAUACAUAAGAGGUAGAAGGUCAAUUAAAAGGAUAACUGUCAUAUAUUGGCAUAUUUUUGACAAGGUUUUCAACUUAUAUCCAUGAGAGUCAUAGCUCAUCUAAUCCCUGCCAAGAAAAUAGAACAUACGGUAUUAAAGUAAUGCAAUAUCUAAAACUGUAGGUAUUAGUCACCCACAGUCAUGACUACUUGCAGGAAAUUUUUCAGUACACUGAUGUGUUGUAUGUUAAUAUCGUAGGCCAAUGUCAAAACAUGAGGCACCAUUUGUUGUCGGUAACAUAUUGAUAACUGCUGCAUAUCACUGCUGUCUUACUAUUCUUAAAUUUACUGUUCUGUAAGUGUAAUGCAUGUAUAACUCUUCUCUUACUUACUGUCACAUUUUCACCUUUAUCUCUUCUUCACCUGACCGAUGGACACCUCAGCAGUUAUCCAAUAGAUA